AUGAACAGCAGCAGUGCCAAUAUCACGUACGCUAGUCGGAAGAGGAGGAAACCGGUGCAGAAAACAGUAAAGCCAAUCCCGGCUGAAGGUAUCAAAUCGAAUCCUUCCAAGAGACACAGAGACAGACUUAAUACAGAGUUGGACCGUUUGGCUAGCCUGCUGCCUUUUCCACAAGAUGUUAUUAAUAAGCUGGAUAAACUCUCAGUUCUUAGGCUCAGUGUCAGUUACCUCAGAGCCAAGAGCUUUUUUGAUGUUGCAUUAAAAUCUCCCCAAGUUGACAGAAAUGGAGGCCAGAAUAACUGUAGAGCACAACUGAGAGACUUAAGUUUGCAAGAAGGAGAGUUCUUAUUGCAGGCUCUAAAUGGAUUUGUAUUGGUUGUUACUGUAGAUGCUUUGAUCUUCUAUGCUUCAUCUACUAUCCAAGAUUACCUGGGGUUUCAGCAGUCUGAUGUCAUACAUCAGAGUGUGUAUGAACUUAUUCAUACUGAAGACCGAGCUGAAUUUCAGCGUCAGCUGCACUGGGCAUUAAACCCUUCACAGUGUGCAGAGUCUGGACAAAGAAUUGAUGAAGCUAAUGUCCUUCCACAGCCAAUAGUCUAUUACAAUCCAGACCAGCUUCCUCCAGAAAACUCUUCCUUUAUGAAGAGAUGUUUCAUAUGCCGACUAAGAUGUCUACUGGAUAAUUCAUCUGGGUUUCUGGCGAUGAAUUUCCAGGGGAAGUUAAAGUAUCUUCAUGGACAGAACAAGAAAGGUAAAGAUGGAUCAACACUUCCACCUCAGUUGGCUUUGUUUGCAGUAGCUACUCCACUUCAAUCACCAUCCAUACUUGAAAUCCGAACCAAAAAUUUCAUCUUUAGAACUAAACACAAACUAGACUUUACACCUACUGGUUGUGAUGCCAAAGGAAAGCUUGUUUUAGGAUAUACUGAAGCAGAACUAUGCAUGAGAGGAUCUGGAUAUCAGUUUAUUCAUGCUGCUGAUAUGCUUUAUUGUGCUGAAUACCAUAUCCGGAUGAUUAAGACUGGAGAGAGUGGCAUAACGGUGUUUAGGCUUCUGACCAAAGACAAUCGAUGGACGUGGGUUCAGUCUAAUGCACGCUUAGUUUACAAAAAUGGAAGACCAGAUUACAUCAUCGCAACUCAAAGACCUCUAACAGAAGAAGAAGGAACAGAGCAUUUACGAAAACGCAAUAUGAAGUUGCCUUUUAUGUUUGCCACUGGAGAAGCUGUGUUGUAUGAGUUAAGUAACCCCUUUCCUCCCAUGAUGGAUCCCUUGCCAAUAAGGACCAAAAGUAGCACCAGUGCAAAAGACUGUGCUACUAAGUCGGCUCCUGGUAAGGAUUCUCUCAAUCCCAGUUCCAUCCUGGGUAUGUUGAUGCAGCAAGAUGAGUCUAUUUAUCUCUGUCCAGCUUCAAAUACUGUGUCCUUUGAAAAAAACUUUUUAAACAAGCCUAUGAAUGAAUGCAGUAAUUGGCAAGAUACUGUUGUACCAAUGGAAAAUGAUAGUAUCCUGAAACAUCAGCCUCAGGAGAUGAACCUGAAACUCUCUGGAGGUCAUGAAGGGCUCUUUCCAGAUAAUAAAAAUAAUGAGUUGUACAGCAUUAUGAAAAACCUAGGCAUUGAUUUUGAAGAUAUCAAACACAUGCAGCAGAAUGAGGAAUUUUUCAAAGCUGAUUUCUCCAGUGAGGAUGACUUCAGAAACAUUGAUUUAGCAGAUGAAAUCUUGACAUAUGUCCAAGAUUCUUUAAAUAAGUCUUCCUUCACAUGCUCAGAUUACCAGCAGCAACAAUCCGUGGUUCCGAGCUCAAGCUGUAUGGUACAGGAGCACCUACAAUUAGAACAACAGCAACAGCUGCAGCACCCCCAAAAGCAAGGAGUGGAGCAACAGCAGCAACUAUGUCAGAAGAUGAAACAUAUGCAAGUUAACAGCAUGUUUGCAAAUUGGAACUCUAACCAGUCCGUUCCUUUUAGUUGUCCUCAGCAAGACCCUCAACAGUAUAAUGUCUUUCCUGACUUACAUGGGGCCAAUCAAGAGCUCAAUCCUAUGCCUUAUACACAGAACUUUAUUCCUUGUAAUCAGUCUGUCUUUCCACAGCAUUCCAGGUGUGCUCAGUUGGACUUUCCUAUAGGGAAUUUUGAACCAUCCCUAUACUCUAGUACAUCUUCAAAUUUUGAAGAUUUUGUCCAUUGUUUACAAGUUCCUGAAAACCAAGAACAUGGGCUAAAUCCACAGUCAAAUGUAGUGACUCCUCAGACAUGCUAUGCUGGAGCCCUGUCAGUCUAUCAGUGUCAACCUGAAACUCAGCUCACCCGACUGGACCCGAGGCAGUACAACCCAACAGACCCCGGUCCUCAGACAUUUCUCAGUGAGUUCCAGAAUGGAGUUUUCAAGGAAACCUAUCCAUCUGAAUUAAAUACCAUAAAUAACACUCAGACUACCCCACAUCUUCAGCCUCUUCAUCAUCCAUCAGAAGCCAAGCCUUUCUCUGAUUUGCCAUCCAGUGGAUUUAUUUAA
This is a messenger RNA of Chrysochloris asiatica (Cape golden mole), 2514 nucleotides long. It is a transcript of the gene AHR, whose product is annotated as aryl hydrocarbon receptor. The transcript is spliced from 11 exons. Bases 1 to 2514 code for a protein of 837 amino acids. The record is from RefSeq and is a predicted model, not a curated record. Gene Ontology annotation, cellular component: aryl hydrocarbon receptor complex; nucleus. Gene Ontology annotation, biological process: regulation of transcription by RNA polymerase II. Lineage: Eukaryota; Metazoa; Chordata; Mammalia; Afrosoricida; Chrysochloridae. Gene Ontology annotation, molecular function: transcription cis-regulatory region binding; nuclear receptor activity; protein dimerization activity.